Molecule: messenger RNA, 903 nt
Organism: Ailuropoda melanoleuca (giant panda)
Lineage: Eukaryota; Metazoa; Chordata; Mammalia; Carnivora; Ursidae
Gene: MRPL30
Product: mitochondrial ribosomal protein L30
Exons: 8
Coding region: 321-806 (161 amino acids)
Biological process (GO): translation
Cellular component (GO): large ribosomal subunit; mitochondrion
Molecular function (GO): structural constituent of ribosome
Source: RefSeq, a predicted model, not a curated record
CCGCCGCGAAGAGCGAGGCCGGAGGGGCACCGCCCACCUCCCCGGCCCGGGCGCGGCCCCGCCUCCUCUCGGCGUUUCCGGCUGGCCGCGCACGCAGCCGGCAGGCCGUAGGGUCACACGCGUCCUUCUCCUGAACGAGCCAGCACGCGGCCCUAGGUGACCGGAAGCAGCAGGGAGCCAAGAAGGCGACAUAAAACAAGCGCAUGACCGUCGUGAGACUCUGGAAUUCCAAGGCCAAGUCUGUACCUCUUGCGGUGAUGGUUUGAACUACCCACUAUUUUUGCUUACAUCAGCCUCGGAAGAGAACAGUCACCACGGUCAUGGCAGGGAUUUUGCGCUCAAUAGUUCAGAGGCCCCCAGGAAGACUCCAAACUGUGACAAAAGGUAUGGAGUCUCUUAUUUGCACGGAUUGGAUUCGUCACAAAUUUACCAAGUCAAGAAUUCCAGAUAAAGUAUUUCAGCCUUCACCUGCAGAUCAUGAAAAAUAUGGUGGGGAUCCACAGCACCCUCAUAAACUGCAUAUUGUUACCAGAAUAAAAAGUAUAAAAAGACGUCCAUAUUGGGAAAAAGAUACAAUAAAGAUGCUUGGAUUAGAAAAAGCACAUACUCCCCAAGUUCACAAGAAUAUCCCUUCAGUGAAUGCAAAACUGAAAGUGGUUAAACAUUUGAUAAGGAUCAAGCCCCUGAAGUUGCCCCAAGGACUUCCAUCAGAGGAGGACAUGUCUAACACGUGUCUCAAGAGCACUGGGGAAUUAGUGGUGCGGUGGCGUCUAAACCCCAUAGAUCAGGAAGCAGUUAAGUCCUAAGGCCAGAGCAGUUUCAUAUUAAAAAAUGUAAAUCGUUUUUAUUUAAAGGUAGUGAGAAAGUAUUCCCAUUAAAAUAUAUUUUAAAUGCUAGUCCUUU